UCGCUAUGGCCUCGCGGGUCCAUUGGGCGCGUAGAACGCGACGGCCCAAACCCGCUUUUCCUUAAUUCCUUCUCGCCCCAGCUGAUCGGGGUUGAGCCCAGUUUACAUCCACGGCGUGUUGGCGAUGGCAUCACGGGCUCCUCCCCCCAGCUGGCUGUGGGCACCGAGGCUUCAGCCCGGGGUGGGACUCGUGGAGCGUAGAUUCCGCUUCCGGUGUGUAUUGUGUGUAUCUUUCGGGGGCUGGAGGAGGAGGCAGUGGCCUCGGCGGCUCCGGUCCCCCGGACCCCCGGAUCUGGACCUGGGGGAGGGCUGGGUGGUCCUUCCCUUUUCCCAUCCUAAUGCCCUGUUCAAUCUUGGCUCCUAAGCUACAGAGACUACAACUCUUCCCCAGGCCUUCCUGAAAAGAAGCAGGCUGGCCUCCAUCCUCAUCCCAAUUCAAGUCCUGUGAAAGAGUGGGGGAUGAAUGACCCCUGAGGAGGUGUAUGAAAAAAUUGGUGAGGAAUAGGCCUAGAAGAAAGAUGAAGAGCAACUCUAGGAGAGAAGAAUGAUUGGGACAAGUUGGAGGAUGGGGAAAAAUAGUAGCUACAGAACAUGGCAUUGUAAAUGAAACUUGAAGGAAGCCAGGAGGAGAGCAUCCAGGUGGACAGCCAGUGAAAAAAUUCAGAGUCAGAAGAUGGAGUGUCGUGGAGGAACUACAAGGGAGCUGGUAUGUCCUUGGAUCGUAGGGUAUAUGGAGGGGAAUAAAAUAUAAGACAACUAGAAAGGUAAAAAGGGCCCAAGUUAUAUGAAGGGCUUACCCAACAGAGGAUUUUAUAAUUUUACCUUGGAGCUACUAGAGUUUAUUGAAUGGGGGGAGAAGGGCGGUGAGAUGGGUCAGACUUGAAUUUUAUAGGAAGUUCAUUUUUACAGGUGAGUAGAAGAUGGCCUGGAGUAGGGAGAGACUUGAGGCUGGAAGACCAACCAGCAGUCUGUUUAAUAGUCCAGAUGUGAGGGGAUGAGGCCCACACCGAGGUGGUGGCAUUUUCAGAGGAGUGAAGAAGGCAUAGCAAUAAGGGCCUAUUGGGUGGGGGCAGUGGGGCUAAAGAAAGGGCAAAUAGCAAAGCUAUUUCAGAAGAAAAAUGACAAGACUUGGUAACUUUAUGAAUGAGGAGUGAAGGAAGAGAGGAGAGUCAAAAAUAACAAGGAGGUUUCCGUUUUGGGAACUAAGUCAUAAUGUAAUAGUGAACUUCAAUCAAUAAUCUAAUUAACAGGAAUUUUGCUUGGCUAUAAAGUUGAGAAGGGCGUUGGAGGGAUGAUUUUUGACAGACAAGCUUCAGUGGCUUCCAACCUUUCCUAGUAUUCCGAUGAAGCUUUCAUUUUAAGGGGGGGAAAAUUCUAGAAUCUUAAUAAGAUGACAAUUGUACUAUUAUCUAUUGAUUGAGAACAUAAGGAUGCUACGAAUUUAUUAACACUUUAAAAUGAAUUUGUAUUUUAUCCAUCCACAUAGAUUUGAAAAUAAAUGCAUAAUAUAUUGAGCCUCCAGAAGGUAUGUUUGCUUACUUAUUAUACUAAGUCAUGUAAUGAAAUAUGGAUCAUUUGCCUUAGCUCUGCUCUACAGGUUGGAACCCACUGCUUGAAAUAAGUGUCUGUGUAAUAAGCAGAGGUAUCCCAUACCUUAGAGUUGACUACUUUUCUUAGUUAUGUUGAUUGGUUGGAUUCAAAUUGAUGCACUUUGGUAAUUUAUCAGCUGACUUGAGGAGGGGAUAGAAUUUUGUAAAGGAGUGUUAAUAAACAGGAACUUGUGAAAGGGUGGGAAGACGGGGAGCAUACUCAGAGUAAUAAACCUUAAUAAUUUGCUAUCAGAAUGGUGCUCACUUGGAAUACCAUCAAAAUUACUAGGCCUGGUCAAGUUUCAUUUUUAAAAGUAUUGUGCGAACAUCCUAGUGAACAGAAUGAGGUAUGUUUAUUAAGUGGAACUGUGUUAUCCAAAGCAAAGAUAGCCCUUUUAGUCAGUUUUAUGUCGCUGCAGGAUCACUUACAUGAACUCAGGCAAGUCAUUUAACACCUGCACUUCACUUUCCUGAUCUGUAAAUGAGGGAAUUAGACUAGAUGUUCUCUACAGGCCCCUUCCAACUCUAAAAAUAUAUGAUCCUAUUUGCUAUGUUUCAUUUUGGGAUAACUUAAAUGCAAAGGUGUGGGAUAUGAGAUAAUUAUCGUACCUUGUCUUUUGUGCAGUGCUUUAUGUUUUCCGAAGUACCUGCUAUAUCUGCAUGGGACCUGUGUCAGACUAGGAAUAUGUGGAAAGAGUAGCUAGCCACUUGAUUUUCUUCAAAAAGAUUUUUUACCACAUUUUUUUUUACAGGACUAUUUUAUUUAGAUACAGUGUAUACUAAUACUUUGCAUUUGUGUAAUGUUUAUUUAUAGUCUUUCAGUAUGCAGACCAUUGUGCUGGGGAUGUCUAUAUGUCCUGCAUACCUCACGGAGAAUCAAAGGAGAAAAGUUCUAUGAAAGCAGGGGACUAUCUUAUCUAAACUCUGUAUCCCUUCUACUGCCCAGCACAGUGGGAUGUAGAGGUGGGAGGAGAAUGGGGAUCUAUAGAAGAACCCAAGAACAGAAGAGGGAAUGUGCCAAAGAAACAGAGCAGGAAAACAUAAUACAAGGUACAGAGCUUGAGAGCAGGGUGAAUGAAAUAAAGACUGUGGUAAAUAUGCUUUCAAAAAGGUAUGGGAUGGAAGGUUUAGGCCAGGGAAAGGUAAUAUAGAAAACACCUGGAUGAGAAUACCUAGUGGCAUCCAGACCUAGGGUUAUACAGGAAUAUUGGGAUCAGGGAUAAGGAUGAGAAUAUUUGUUGGACUAGGGUACCAAGAAUUGAAACUAAAUCCACCUUCUUUCCUUUUCUUCCCUGCUAUAAGGUGAAUAAUGGCAGAAACAGGCCUGAUUGAGGCAGGGGCCUCAGCGGCCUCAGCAGCUACAGCCCUGGAGAACUUACAGGUAGAGGCAAGCUGUUCAGUGUGCCUGGAGUACCUGAAGGAGCCUGUUAUCAUUGAAUGUGGGCACAAUUUCUGCCGGGCUUGCAUUACCCGUUGGUGGGAGGAACUGGAAAGAGACUUCCCCUGCCCUGUUUGCCGCAAGACAUCACGUUAUCGUAGUCUCCGGCCCAAUAGGCAACUGGGCAACAUGGUGGAAAUCGCCAAACAGCUACAAGCUGUCAAGCGGAAGACCCGAGAUGAGAGUCUCUGCCCCCAGCACCAUGAAGCCCUUAACCUCUUUUGCUGUGAGGACCAGGAACCCGUGUGCUUGGUGUGCGAGAUCUCCCACGCCCACCGGGCUCACACCAUCGUGCCACUGGAUGACGCUGCACAGGAGUACAAGGAGAAGCUGCAAAAAUGUCUGGAGCCUCUGGAGCAGAAACUGCAGGAGAUCACCCAGUGCAAGUCAUCUGAAGAGAAGAAACCUGGAGAACUCAAGCGUCGAGUGGAGAGUAGGCGACAGCAAAUUGCAGGGGAGUUUGAGGAAUUACAUCGAAGGCUAGAAGAAGAGCAGCAGCUUCUACUGUCUCGACUGGAGGAGGAGGAGCAAGACAUCCUGCAGAGGCUUCGGGAAAAUGCUGCCCAGCUUGGGGAGCAACGUCGAGACCUUGCCCGCCUCGCUGCUGAGAUAGAGGGCAAGUGCCUACAGUCAGGUUUCGAGAUGCUCAAGGAUGUCAAAAGCACACUGGAAAAAUGUGAGAAGGUGAAGACCAUGGAGGUGACCUCGGUCUCCAUUGAGCUGGAAAAGAACUUCAGCAGCUUUCCCCGACAGUACUUUGCCCUAAGGAAGAUCCUUAAACAGCUGAUGGCGGAUGUGAUCCUGGACCCAGAGACAGCUCACCCUAACCUAGUCCUAUCAGAGGACCGAAAAAGUGUCAAGUUUGUGGAAACUCGGCUUCGGGACUUGCCUGAUACACCUCGGCGCUUUACCUUUUACCCCUGUGUCCUGGCCACAGAGGGCUUCACUUCAGGUCGUCACUACUGGGAGGUGGAGGUGGGUGAUAAAACCCACUGGGCAGUAGGUGUGUGCCAGGACUCUGUGAGCAGAAAAGGCGAGCUAACUCCACUGCCUGAGACAGGAUACUGGAGGGUGCGAUUGUGGAAUGGGGACAAAUAUGCAGCCACGACCUCACCUUUCACCCCUCUCUGCAUAAAAGUGAAACCCAAGCGGGUGGGUGUGUUCCUGGACUAUGAGGCUGGCACACUGUCUUUCUACAAUGUCACUGACCGCUCCCACAUCUAUACUUUUACUGAUACCUUCACUGAAAAACUCUGGCCACUCUUCUACCCAGGUAUCCGAGCAGGGCGAAAGAAUGCUGCACCUCUUACCAUCCGGCCUCCUACAGAUUGGGAAUGAUGAUGGGAAGGAACAGGGUGGGAUGUUAAAGUAAUGAUGGUGACAGGGGAGACAGGUAUUUGGAACUGUGUCUCUUAAUCUCCUGUGUCCUGCUGCUAGAGGUUUCCUUGCCAUCGGGCUCAUGUCCUGUAUUCUCCUGGAGAAGGUGAGGUAGUGGGAGGGAAGGUUAUCCUAGGAAAGAGACUGGGCCUGGAAGAGAGAGUCUCAAAGAUCACACACCUGGAGACUGGUCCUUUCCCGUUAUGUGAAGAGGAAUGGGGAGAGGUUUACUGAAGGUGAGGCUGUCUUGGUUGCCUGCACUGUGCUCCACCAGUUUCCUCAUUGCAAGAGGACUUUUAGGGGGCCUCCUUCCCUCCAAAACAGAAGUAGGUGCGGAGAAGCCCGAAGCCUCUGUUCACCCAUUUCAGGUGAGCCCCAGGACAGUUUUGUUCCUUUGAGGGAAGCAGGAUAAUCUCUGUAUCCCUAGAAUGAAAUAAAGGUGAAUUGUCAGUCACAUGGGAAGAAGAGUGUUAAAGUUGGUCUGGGGCAAAGUCGGAAAGAAAAGGGUUUGGAGAGGAGCCAGAGGUUCCAGCCACAGGGAAGAAUAGAAAAUAAGUCUCCUCUUGUUGCCACUUUAUCCUAGCCAGGUGCAGUAGAGAGGAAGAAAAAGCUAUACCUCCUCCAGUUUUCAUGGAGUCAUCCUAUCUCAGGCACUCCGCUGGUGAGGGGUAGAGGCAGAGACAUGUUUGGAGCCCAGAAAUGGCAAACAUUACUCUAGAUGACUCAGGAAUUAUAGAUGGAGAAAGAAUUUUUCCUGCUUCUCCUGGCCUUGAGGGUUUGAAUAGCUGGGACUGGAGUGCAAAGGUAGUGUGAUUGGGGGGGGAAGUUGGGGGGAAGCACUGGAUUUGGGCUCAGGAGACAGCUUCAAAUCCUGGUUCUGUUAUUUAGUGGCUCUAUGAUCUUUGGCCAGCUGGUCAGUUACCCUAUCUGUCAAACGAUGUGGUUGAACUAGAUAAAUAAUCUCUGAGGUC
Messenger RNA from Trichosurus vulpecula (common brushtail), 5375 nucleotides. RefSeq names its product E3 ubiquitin-protein ligase TRIM39. The transcript is spliced from 9 exons. The record is from RefSeq and is a predicted model, not a curated record. Gene Ontology annotation, molecular function: protein binding; zinc ion binding. Lineage: Eukaryota; Metazoa; Chordata; Mammalia; Diprotodontia; Phalangeridae. The coding region runs from base 2899 to 4365 and encodes 488 amino acids.